CUCAAUUGCGUGGAUACUCUCCAGCAACAUGGUAGCAGAGAUGUCGCCGUACGAUAAGGAGACGAAGGCUGUCAUUAAGUCUGCCGACAUGUCGGAAGAGAUGCAGAACGCUGCAAUUGAAGUUGCUACCGCGGCCAUGGAGAAGUACAACAUUGAGAAGGAUAUUGCGGCAUACUUGAAGCGAGAUUUCGACAAGCGUUUCGGCUCGACAUGGCACUGUAUCGUCGGGAGGAACUUCGGUUCCUACGUGACACACGAGUCCAAACACUUUAUCUAUUUCUACCUUGGUCAGAUUGCUUUUCUCUUGUUCAAGUGAGUUUCUCCUUUUACCGAGCCUGGCAAUGUUUCCCCAGGCGUCGCUACGUAUCGCAGGUGCGCUCAGACCGUGGACUGACAUCGCGACACAGAUCGGGAUAGGGUCUUGGGGAGUUUCUGGAGCACGCUUGGCAUUUUUAUCUUUUUACCC
Messenger RNA from Saitoella complicata NRRL Y-17804, 466 nucleotides. RefSeq lists its product as uncharacterized. The record is from RefSeq and is a predicted model, not a curated record. Lineage: Eukaryota; Fungi; Ascomycota; Saitoellomycetes; Saitoellales; Saitoellaceae. The transcript is spliced from 5 exons. Gene Ontology annotation, molecular function: dynein light intermediate chain binding; dynein intermediate chain binding. Gene Ontology annotation, biological process: microtubule-based process; cilium assembly. Bases 29 to 316 code for a protein of 95 amino acids. Gene Ontology annotation, cellular component: cytoplasmic dynein complex.